Molecule: messenger RNA, 592 nt
Organism: Halichondria panicea
Lineage: Eukaryota; Metazoa; Porifera; Demospongiae; Suberitida; Halichondriidae
Product: small ribosomal subunit protein eS24-like
Exons: 4
Coding region: 92-484 (130 amino acids)
Biological process (GO): translation
Cellular component (GO): ribosome
Molecular function (GO): structural constituent of ribosome
Source: RefSeq, a predicted model, not a curated record
CCCACACCAAGUGUGCAUGCGCGAAUCAACGGUAUAAUGGCUCAGAGCACCACGUGGUCCUUCUCUUUUUACCGUGCAUCAAGAAAGCAGCAUGUCUGAAGCUUGCACCAUUCGUACGAGGAAGUUCCUCACCAACCGUCUCCUUCAGCGGAGGCAAAUGAUUGUGGAUGUGCUCCAUCCUGGCCGAGCCAACGUGCCCAAGAAAGAGCUCCAAGAUAUUCUCGCUAAGAUGUACAAGACCACUUCGGAUGUCGUUGUAUGUUUUGGUUUCCGGACUGCCUUUGGAGGUGGCAAGUCAACUGGUUUCGCUCUCAUCUAUGACUCCAUGGAUUUCUUGAAAAAGAAUGAGCCAAAAUACAGACUAGCCAGGAUGGGGCUGUAUGAUGUAAAGAGACCUAGCCGCAAACAGCGCAAGGAGAGGAAAAACAGACAAAAGAAAGUGCGAGGCAUAAAGAAAGCUAAAAUUGGAGCCGGCAAGAAAUAAAGACUGGACUGUUGCCAUAGCCAUUAUUGUGUAUUGGUCCUUCAGUUUUCAAUGUCUGUGUUUGCAUCUCUUGAAUUUAUGAAUUGUUGAGUGCUUUAUCAAAUUAAA